AUGGUUCUACCUAUGCGUGCAGCGCCCAUUAGGGUGUUGCCUUCGCGGACGGUUCUAUUCUGUGCUGCGAAUUUGAUGGUGGGAUCCAGGAAUACCGGGGUGAGAAGAUUUUCGGAGAUGAAGAGUGAUACAAAGUAUGAGGCUGUGGUUGUCGGUGCUGGCCCAGCAGGUAUUGCCGUAGUAGGCAACCUAUUGGAACAAAAGAAAAGCCCUAUUCUAUGGAUUGAUCACGAAUUGAAAGCUGGCCGUCUCAACAAAUACUACAGAGAAGUUCCAAGUAACACCAAGGUCAAACGCUUCAUAUCAUAUGCUGAAGGCGUAGCACCAUUUGUGCAAGUGGCUAAAGAGACGCCUACCCCCAAUGCAUACACUCAUCUCAAGAGUCUUGAUGAAGAAGAUACUUGUCACAUUGCCCAAGCAGCAGACCUCUGUCUCAUGCUCACCAAAGGCUUAAAUGAGUCGAAAGGAGUCCACAAGCAGCUUGGUGACGUGUCUGGUGCAUCGUGGUCAGAUUCCAACAGCUGGAACAUAACCGUCGACUCGCUAGAUGAGAAAUUUCCCAAUCCGACAAAUGUUUCCGCCGACUUACUCGUCUUGUGCACCGGCUCCUCACCAACUACCAGGCCACUUCCUGUAGACAACCUGGUGGACAUUGGUCUCGAUCCAGCUUUGAACCCACCUCUCCUCUCCAAUAUUCUCCCCAACAAGGAAACCCAGACGGUAGGCGUCAUCGGUGCCUCUCACAGUGCCAUCCUCGUCCUCCGAAACCUCUACAAUCUGGCCAGCUCAUCACAUCCAAAUCUCAAGGUCCUAUGGUUCACUCGUCACCCGCUGCGCUAUGCUGAAGAGCGCGACGGCUGGAUCUUUCGAGAUAACACUGGGUUGAAAGGUGCAGUCGCUACAUGGGCUAAAGAGAACCUCGAGGAAGAUGUCAUGUCCUCUUCAGAUGUCAGCAAAAACAUCAAGAAGAUUGACACGCGUACAGAUGAAGAAGGAGCAUAUCAGCGUUUCUUGCCUACAUGCACGCAUGUUGUUCAAGCAGUGGGAUUCAAGCAAGACAAAGUGCCUGUACUGAAGAGAAAUGGGGAGGAGUUGGAAAUUAAGUAUAACAAUAGAACGGCUGGAUUUGCGGACAGAAAGGGCGAGAAGGUAAAGGGAUUGUAUGGGGCUGGAAUUGCGUGGCCGGAGCAGGUUACUGAUCCAGAGGGGAAUGUUGAGCUUGCGGUUGGGUUGGCGAAGUUCAUGAACUAUUUGAAGAGGGUUACACCGGAGUGGACUUCGAAGUAG
Cadophora gregata is the source of this 1287-nucleotide messenger RNA. RefSeq names its product Alpha-1,3-mannosyltransferase-like protein. Lineage: Eukaryota; Fungi; Ascomycota; Leotiomycetes; Helotiales; Ploettnerulaceae. The transcript is spliced from 4 exons. The record is from RefSeq and is a predicted model, not a curated record. The coding region runs from base 1 to 1287 and encodes 428 amino acids.